This is a messenger RNA of Glycine soja, 1389 nucleotides long. RefSeq lists its product as uncharacterized. The record is from RefSeq and is a predicted model, not a curated record. NCBI's taxonomy places the organism in Eukaryota, Viridiplantae, Streptophyta, Magnoliopsida, Fabales, Fabaceae. Bases 13 to 1389 code for a protein of 458 amino acids. The transcript is spliced from 5 exons.
CAAAAUGCAGAUAUGGUCGUCGACCCUCCAUCCCCUAUUGCGAGACAUGAGAAGUGGAAAAAGGCUAGGACAAACAAAUUUGGACAAAUGACAUCUGCAGCAGCUCAAGAAAUCGCAGACAAAAUUGAUGAAUUACAAGAACAAGCUAAACAGGGAGCUUUUGUCCCACAUGGUCGUCAAGACAUCCUAAACACUGCCAUUGGUCGUCCAGAGCAUCCUGGACGUGUUCGUGUCGGUGGACAUGGUGUGACCAUAACCAGCUACUUUGGACAUGCUUCCUAUGGGUCCCACAAUUCUUCGCCUACGAUCACCGCUGAAAGAUUGGUUGAAAUCAUACAAACUAUAAAGCAAGAGGUGAAGAAAGAGGUAGAAGACGAGAACAAAGACCGUAUGGACAAGAUGAAAAUGGAGUUGGAUGCGAUCAAGAGUGAAUUAUCCCAAAUUCAUACGCAACAGUCAGCUCCCCCAAGACCGUCUAACCCUGACGUAUUUGUUGCACGUGUUAGCACGAAAGAGAGUUGUGCUGAAGUUGCUAAUAAUGUUGUUGGUAACGAGCGGUCUACAUUUGAUACAUGUAGUAUGGGCUUCUACAUUGUUUGUGGUGACAGUACACAGCUGGUGGCAGGGGGAAAGGUCUUUGGAGUAGGUGGCACGAUACACACUGUUGCUUAUGGAGAUGAUGUAGUAAGGGUGUGUGUUGACACUGUAUACGAUGGUGAAGCCAUUGUCCCGUUACCCACUUCAGAGAUUCAGUAUGUCAGGGACGCCGUGAACUCAUUCAUUGGAUGGCCCAGACAUCUAGUGAAACCUUUAUCUUAUGAUUCUGACCUUAAUGUGCGGAAGCCAGUUGAACAUAGUAGUGAUGCAAAGCUUGCAGGUGAAUUCGAUCCAUUGGGAGAGUUGAUGAAGAUAUUGUUUUAUGUGUACCAGAAUCCAGUGGAAGUGUCGUGGGAGGCGAACCAAUUUGGACUUCCUGAGAUUGGGGCAAAAUUUUACAUCACACAUGCAGAUCUAGCAGAAAUAAUAUCAGGUGACAAGUGUUUAAACAUAGCGAUACUACAAUUGUGGACCAUAUUUAUGAAUGAGUGCGGUAGAAGCAAAGCUGAUCAGUCACUAUAUGGUUUGCUGGAUUCUCAAUCUAUACAAAAUGCUAAGGAAAGACGUCAACAAUGCCAACAAUACAUUGAAACAUGGGUCAAGGAAUCACAAAGGCAGUUGUAUUUAGGAGCUUACUUGCAUCAGGCACAUUGGCAACUAUUUGUUCUCCACCCAAGGGAAAACACGGUCGUUUGGUUUUGUUCUCUAAGGAAGAAGCCUGAUAUUAACAUCAAAGGCGCAAUUAACAUGUUCUAUUCAAAUAUACAAAUCAUGGCAUCCUUUAGUUGGUAA